AUGCAGCGGAUUUCGCUGCGACUUCUGCGCUCCUCCUCCUCCGCCGCCGCCUCCACCACCUCCUCCUCCCUCGUGGCCUGGCAGUACCCCGCGGCGGUUGGCCCGCCCGACCGGCGCUGCAGCCUCCGCCGUCACUUUAUUAUUCCUUUGUGGAAGGGAAGUGGAUACACCACUAUGUUCAUGCAAGUCCAGAUGCCAUACAUGAUCUUCACAGGACUUGAAGACUAUAAAGCACGAGGCACUCAAGCAAGUCCUUACUACACAGUCACUCAUUACACAGAGUUUGCAGAAACCAAGGACACAGUGCUUAUUCGAGGAGAUGUUGUUUUCACAAGCAAACUAACUGAUUCAGAGGCAAAGACUCUUCUAGAGACUGCUCACUCAUUCUACGUGAAUGAUGUGAGGUACAGACUCGUGGAGCGAUUCAACAAAGAGACUCAUGAUUUUGAGUUCGGGGACGUCCUUCAAGUGCUUGACAUGCCAACCAUGUGA
Molecule: messenger RNA, 492 nt
Organism: Miscanthus lutarioriparius
Lineage: Eukaryota; Viridiplantae; Streptophyta; Magnoliopsida; Poales; Poaceae
Source: the annotation of a GenBank genome assembly